Molecule: messenger RNA, 1549 nt
Organism: Paramacrobiotus metropolitanus
Lineage: Eukaryota; Metazoa; Tardigrada; Eutardigrada; Parachela; Macrobiotidae
Product: gonadotropin-releasing hormone receptor-like
Exons: 7
Coding region: 231-1394 (387 amino acids)
Biological process (GO): G protein-coupled receptor signaling pathway
Cellular component (GO): membrane
Molecular function (GO): peptide binding; G protein-coupled receptor activity
Source: RefSeq, a predicted model, not a curated record
GAUCAACAGCGCAACACUGCAAUCUCAGUAGCCGGCAUAACACGAGUUAAUUUCCCCUUCGCUGUUAAGUAGCGUGCACAUCAGUUCGUUUCCUGCUUGUUAUUCCGUGGGAAUACUCCGUUACAGUCAUUUGAGCCGACAAUAAUCCCGGUCGGUGCAGCGACGCGCGCCGCUGCGAUAUUUCCAGUCGUGUUUGUUAUUUUUACAUUAAUUUUUUUUAUAUUUUGAUCAUGGACCUUACGGAAGAAGAAGCGGUAUUCUACGCCAGCCUGAACUGUACGAUGAAUAGUUCGACGGAAGUGCUGAUGUUCCUGAACCAGAGUGAUCCCGGCUACCUGGUCCAGAGAUACAACUACAUCAGUAUCUUGCUGAUUUUAGCCGGGUUUGGUGUGGUGCUGAAUGCCAGUAUGAUUGCGUUCCUGCUGAAAAAUGCCAUGUACCGGCAUUCGGCGCUGAGCGUUCUGUUACUACAGCUGUUUGUGGCUAAUCUGCUGGUCUCGGUAUUCUGUCUCCUGGCCGACGGGAUCUGGAACAUCACCGUGCAGUGGCUGGGCGGGGAUUUUCUCUGCCGCAUCAUCAAGUUCUUCCAGAUGUUCAGUUUAUACGCCACCACCUUAAUCCUCACCGGGAUGAGCAUUGAGACCUGCAUUACCGUGACCUUUCCGCUGAGUAAAUCCAAUAAGUCGGAGAGUCAAUCGCGGGUGAAAGUCAUCAGCGGAUUUGCCUGGCUGGCCGCGUCGCUGUGCAGUGUGCCGCAGGCGGUGAUCUUCCACACGGAACGCGCACCGAUUUGCGCCAAAUUCUACCAGUGUGUUACGCACGGUUUCUAUUCGAGUACCGAUCAAGAGCUGGCCUACACCAUGGCCACGUUAAUCGUCAUGUGCUUGGUGCCGCUGUGCAUUAUUAUCAUCUGCUAUCUGGUCAUCUCCGUGGCCAUCACCCACGAAUCGCAGAUUGCGGCCGGGAAUCUCGAUUCUGGCACUAAUUCGCGAAUGUGUAUGUGUUACCUAGAAGAGAUCAGCAUCUCCAUGUCCAGCAUGCAAAACACGGCGAUGCUGCGGCCGGCCAGUUCGGGCCAGGGAAAACGUCUAUACCGCAAGACCCGGCAAAUCUCCUUGUGGAUGACUUUCAUCACGGCUGCUAGCUUCGUUAUCUGCUGGGUGCCGUACUAUGUCGGAAUGCUGGGGUAUUUAUUCCAGUGGAGCAUUUCCAGUCAGACGCUGACUAUUAUUUUUUGUCUAGGUAUGAGUUUUUCUGUUGUCAACCCCAUAAUUUUCGGAGGAUUUUUAUUAACCCGCCAUUCCACCUGGAGAAAUAAACAGUGGGAUUACACCAUAAAGAGACCUUUUGUAUUCUCUUCCAAUGUUUUCAAGAGAGCGUGUAUCACAUUUUAAAUGAUUUUUUUAAUUUAUUGCUUAGCAUAGCUUGACCUGUACAUCCCGUGCGCAAACCGUUUGUGCUACAGCUGUCUGUGAAUAAUUUGGUGGCGACGAUUACGACAAAUUAUUUGAUGCUUGACCGUUCUUUUCUAGAUGCACAGCUCGCCGAA